This is a messenger RNA of Dama dama (fallow deer), 1611 nucleotides long. Its product is annotated as keratin, type II cytoskeletal 74. The record is from RefSeq and is a predicted model, not a curated record. The transcript has 9 exons. Gene Ontology annotation, cellular component: keratin filament. Bases 1 to 1611 code for a protein of 536 amino acids. Gene Ontology annotation, biological process: keratinization; intermediate filament organization. Lineage: Eukaryota; Metazoa; Chordata; Mammalia; Artiodactyla; Cervidae. Gene Ontology annotation, molecular function: structural constituent of skin epidermis.
AUGAGCCAGCAACUGAAUAUCAAGUCUGGUGGUGACAAGGGGGGCUUCAGUGGGCACUCGGCGGUGGUGCUGAGGAAGGGUGGGGGCAGUGCAGCUUCUUACCGUGCACCCAGCAAAGGAGCUGGUGCUGCAUUUGGAAGCCGAAGCCUUUACAGUCUCUGUAGAGGAGAUCUCUGUAUUCCCCUCAAGGUGGCUGGCAGCAGUGUUCGGACUGGAGGUUACAACUUCAGGCUUGGCUCUGGGUAUGGAGGGGGCCGGGCCAGCGGCUUUGCCAGCAGUAUGUUUGGCAGUAUGGUCCUGGGGCCUGUGUGCCCAUCCAUGUGCCCACCUGGGGGCAUCCACCAGGUCACCGUCAACAAGAGUCUCCUGGCUCCCCUCAAUGUGGAGCUGGACCCGGAGAUCCAGAAGGUGUGCACCCAGGAGCGGGAGCAGAUCAUGGCACUGAACAACAAGUUUGCCUCCUUUAUUGACAAGGUGAGGUUCCUAGAGCAGCAGAACCAGGUCCUGGGGACCAAGUGGGAACUGCUGCAGCAAUUGGACCUGAACAACUGUAGGAAAAACCUGGAGCCCAUCCUCGAGGGCUACAUCGGCAACCUGCGGAAGCAGUUGGAGAUGCUGUCCGGGGACCGGGUGAGGCUGGACUCGGAGCUGAAGGGCAUGCGGGACCUGGUGGAGGACUACAAGAAGAGGUAUGAGGUGGAGAUUAAUCAGCGCACAGCAGCUGAGAACGAUUUUGUGGUGCUCAAGAAGGAUGCAGAUGCAGCCUACAUGGUCAAAGUGGAGCUCCAGGCCAAAGUGGACUCUCUGGACAAAGAUAUCAAGUUCCUUAAGUGUCUGUAUGAUGUGGAGGCGGCCCAGAUCCAGACUCACACCAGCGAGACCUCUGUCAUCCUGUCCAUGGACAACAACCGUGACCCGGACUUGGACGGCAUCAUUGCCGAGGUUCGAGCCCAGUACGAGGACAUCGCCCUGAAGAGCAAGGCUGAGGCUGAGGCGCUGUACCAGAGCGAGAUCCAGGAGCUGCAGCUGGCGGCCGGCCGGCACGGGGACGACCUCAAACACACCAAGAACGAGAUGUCGGAACUGAACCGGCUCAUCCAGAGGAUCCGCUGUGAGAUUGCAAAUGUGAAGAAGCAGUGUACCAAUCUGGAGACGGCCAUCGCUGAUGUCGAGCAGCGGGGAGACAGUGCCCUGAAGGAUGCCCGGGCCAAGCUGAAUGAGUUGGAAGCUGCCAUGCACCAGGCCAAGGAGGAGUUGGCUCGGAUGCUGCGUGAAUACCAGGAGCUCAUGAGCCUGAAGCUGGCCUUGGACAUGGAGAUCGCCACCUACCGCAAGCUGCUGGAGGGCGAGGAGUGCCGGAUGUCUGGGGAGAAUCCCUCCUCUGUGAGCAUUUCCGUCGUCAGCAGCAGUGCAAGCAGCUUCAGCUCCCACCCUGGCUCCUCGGCCAGCACUGACCUUGGGGUCAGCACCAUGGCCAGCACAGCGACCAGCAGCUCCAGCAGCACCAGAAGCGGGCAGACCAGGGCUAAAGGGGCACGAGUGGGAGACCCCAAGGACUCCCAAGACAAGAGCGCCCCAGUCAGCGACCGGGCAAGGAAAGCUGCCCGGUAA